Molecule: messenger RNA, 465 nt
Organism: Klebsormidium nitens
Lineage: Eukaryota; Viridiplantae; Streptophyta; Klebsormidiophyceae; Klebsormidiales; Klebsormidiaceae
Source: the annotation of a GenBank genome assembly
AUGCCGCAUCCAAGCACCGUGAUCCCUCUACCGGUUAGCGGGCCCAGCCCAUCUACUGCCUUAGAACCUGGACAGAAGCAAUACGAGGCCAACGCCAUGUCUCCACAUGCGGCGGACCUGUCCCCAGGGCAGGCUUUCAGUGCAUCAGCAGCUCAUGCGCCAUUUGGUGGAAACGCGUCCCCGCAGCAGCCUGUCGCGUACUAUGUCCAGGUACCCCCCCCUGGGCGUCCCCGGAAGGACGGGUGGUGUGCGACCCCCGACUGGGCCCUCUUCUUCAUGGGCUGGUUUACCUGCGGGGUUGGCUGGAUCGUGGGGGCGUUUCUCCCGCUCUGCCGAACCCCCCGAUUCGAGAACGGAAUGAUUAUGGGUGCAUGGAUCGCCAACUGCGCUUGCGCUUGUGUAGUGACGACUUAUUUCUCGUUGAUAGCCGUCUUUUUCACGGGCAUCGCUCUCUAUGGCAUAUGA